This is a messenger RNA of Gastrolobium bilobum, 1245 nucleotides long. Its product is annotated as equilibrative nucleotide transporter 3-like. The record is from RefSeq and is a predicted model, not a curated record. Gene Ontology annotation, molecular function: nucleoside transmembrane transporter activity. Gene Ontology annotation, cellular component: plasma membrane. NCBI's taxonomy places the organism in Eukaryota, Viridiplantae, Streptophyta, Magnoliopsida, Fabales, Fabaceae. Gene Ontology annotation, biological process: nucleoside transmembrane transport. The transcript has 9 exons. The coding region runs from base 1 to 1245 and encodes 414 amino acids.
AUGGUCAACAGUGAACCUCCAACUCGUCUUGAGGGAAAAAAUGCUGCACUAGUUGUAUGUUGGCUUCUUGGGAAUGGUUGUCUUUUUGCGUGGAACAGUAUGUUGACGAUAGAAGAUUACUAUGUUUACUUGUUUCCGAAAUACCACCCCUCUAGGGUGCUUACUCUUGUAUAUCAGCCAUUUUCGUUUGGAACACUAGCUAUACUGGCUUACAAAGAGGAAAAAAUCAAUACAAGGAUACGGAAUCUAUUUGGAUAUUCUCUUUUUUUCAUAAGCACUUUGUUGGUGUUAGUUUUGGAUUUAGCAACAUCUGGUAAAGGAGGCCUUGGAACUUUCAUUGGUAUAUGCGCAAUUAGUGGUGCAUUUGGAAUAGCAGAUGCUAAUGCUCAAGGUGGAAUGGUGGGAGACCUGUCCUACAUGCUUCCGGAAUUCAUGCAGUCUUUCCUUGCUGGUUUAGCAGCAUCGGGUGCAUUAACAUCUGCUUUAAGGUUAAUUACAAAAGCAGCAUUUGAGAAUUCUGAGGAUGGUCUUCGCAAAGGAGCCAUUCUGUUCUUUGCUAUAUCAACAUUCUUUGAGCUUCUUUGCGUUCUUCUCUAUGCCUAUGUCUUUCCAAAAUUACCAAUAGUGAAGUACUACCGUUCAAAAGCAGCAUCUGAAGGAUCCAAAACUGUUUCAGCUGACCUUGCCGCUGCUGGCAUUAAGAUCCCACCUGAAGAAGUCGAGGAAGAUGCAAAACAAAUAGAGCGCAAAGGAAACAUGCAAUUGGUGUUGGAAAACAUUGAUUAUGCACUUGAUUUGUUCCUAAUAUAUGUGCUAACACUGUCUAUUUUCCCUGGAUUCUUAUCAGAAGAUACUGGAUCACACAGUUUGGGCACCUGGUACGCUAUUGUAUUAAUUGCUGCAUAUAAUGUAUGUGAUCUGAUCGGAAGAUACAUUCCACUCUUGAAAACCCUAAAGUUGGAGUCCCGAAAGUUGCUCACAACAGCAACUAUUUGUCGUUUUUUACUUAUACCAGCAUUUUAUUUCACCGCAAAGUAUGGUAGGCAGGGUUGGAUGAUAAUGUUAACAUCUUUCUUGGGAUUAUCCAAUGGCUACCUCACUGUCUGUGUUCUCACUUCUGCACCAAAAGGUUACAAGGGACCGGAACAAAAUGCCUUGGGAAACCUGUUGGUGUUGUUUCUUAUUGGAGGUAUUUUUGCAGGGGUAACACUUGAUUGGUUGUGGUUAAUAGGUAAAGGGUGGUGA